Messenger RNA from Dictyostelium discoideum AX4, 753 nucleotides. RefSeq names its product Rab GTPase domain-containing protein. The coding region runs from base 1 to 753 and encodes 250 amino acids. The record is from RefSeq and is a predicted model, not a curated record. NCBI's taxonomy places the organism in Eukaryota, Evosea, Eumycetozoa, Dictyosteliales, Dictyosteliaceae. Gene Ontology annotation, molecular function: GTPase activity; GTP binding. The transcript has 3 exons.
AUGGAUGAAAAAAAAAUAAAUUUAAAGAUUUUUGUAGGUGGAGACUCUGGAGUUGGAAAGAGUUCUAUUAUUAAAAGUUUUUUAGGGAAAAAAUAUGAAAAUAAAACUCCAAUGGACUAUUUACACCAAAAAGAAAUUGAUUUCAAACGUCAACAUAUAAUAUUAAAUAUCUGGGAUAUUCCAAAUAAAAUGAAUAAUAUAAAUUAUCCUUUAAAUAUAUUUUAUAGAGGUGCUCAUUGUUGUUUUUUAUGUUUUGAUUUAAAUAAUUUAACAUCAUUUGAAAAUCUUGAAAAAUGGUUAAAUGAUUUCUUAUUAUCAUCAAAUUAUGUAAAUGUUCCAAUAAUUAUCUUGGGAAAUAAAAUAGAUUUAAUAAAUAAUAAAAAUAAAUAUAAUAAUAAUAAUAAUAAUAAUAAUAAUAAUAAUAAUAAUAAUAAUAAUAAUAAUAAUAAUAAUAAUAAUAAUAACAAUGAAAUUAUUUCAAAAGAAAAAAUUGAUGAAUGGUGUAGAAAACAACAAGACAAAAUUAAUAAUGGGAAUUAUAGCAAUCCUUAUUUUUGUAGGAUUCAUUAUUUUGAAACGUCAGCUAAAGAAUCAAUAAAUAUUCAAGAAUCAUUUAUAAGAGGUAUUGGAUUGGCACUUCAAUUUUAUAAAGGAAAUAUUAUAAGUGAUCCUGUUGUUUUUAGACAACAAGAAAUAAGAAAUAAAAAAAUUAGAUUUUGUUGGUGUGUAGAUGUCUCUAAUUGUAGUUAUUAA